AUGCUCUUUCCAAUCCUCUCAUUAACCACUAUCGCCUUGUCAACAGGCACAGCAGCAGCCCCAGCCCCAGACAAAGCCCUAUCCCGCGCCGUCUCCGCCGCAAACACCCUGCAGUCCUGGUACAACAGCGCGACCGGAAUCUGGGAUACAUGCGGGUGGUGGAACGGCGCAAACUGCAUGACGACACUGGCGAACCUCGCCGCGCUGGACCUCGACGACGGCGCCAGGGACAUCGCCGAGGGCGUCUUCCAGAAUACAUUCGCCGUCGCGGCGAACCAGAACCCGUACCCUGAGCGAGGGGCCGCGGUCAAGUAUACCUCGAAGAACGGGAAGGCGUAUGAUCAGCAGCAGGGGGAUGAAGGGAAUGCUCCCACCGGGGCAGCGAAUGCGUCGCUGUGGUUGGAUGGAUCGUAUGACGACGAUGGCUGGUGGGGGCUUGCGUGGGUCGCGGCGUAUGAUGUUACAGGUCAAAAGGACUAUCUGGACCUGGCGGAGGGGCUGUUCCACCAGCUGAGCAACUCGUGGCCCUCCAAGUGCGGCAACGGCGGGAUCGACUCGGAUUCCACACACGUCUACGUCGGCGCAAUUGCAAACGAGCUCUUCCUGGCCCUGGCUGCUGCGCUGGCGAACCGCGCGGACGACAGCGCCCACUACCUCGACUGGGCGAAGCGCCAAUGGACCUGGUUCUCGGACAGCGGGCUCAUCAACGACCAGCACACCAUCAACGACGGCCUGAUGGACGACUGCACCAACAACGGCGAUACAGUGUGGACGUACAACCAGGGCGUUAUCCUCGGCGGGCUGGUAGAGCUGCACCGCGCCACAGGGAACGACUCGUCCAACUCGACGUAUCUAGACGAGGCCGAGAAGAUCGCCAAGGGGGCCAUCGCGGAAUUAACCGACGACGACCACGUCGUGCAUGAACCAUGUGAGCCGGAUGACUGCGGUGCCGACCAGACGCAGUUCAAGGGCAGCUUUAUCCGGAAUCUGAGGGCGCUGCAUGCUGUCGCGCCGGACGAUGUCUAUGCCAAGGUGAUUAAGGCUUCUGCUGAGAGUCUUUGGAAGAAUGAUCGCACUGAUGACGAUAGGCUUGGGGUUGACUGGUCUGGCCCUGUUGAUGGGGAUAAGGUCGAUGCUUCGACGCAUAGCGCUGCGAUGGAUGCACUGGUUGCGGCCAUCCGGGUGUAG
Molecule: messenger RNA, 1188 nt
Organism: Aspergillus puulaauensis
Lineage: Eukaryota; Fungi; Ascomycota; Eurotiomycetes; Eurotiales; Aspergillaceae
Product: putative glycosyl hydrolase
Exons: 2
Coding region: 1-1188 (395 amino acids)
Biological process (GO): carbohydrate metabolic process
Source: RefSeq, a predicted model, not a curated record